Molecule: messenger RNA, 3069 nt
Organism: Colletotrichum graminicola M1.001
Lineage: Eukaryota; Fungi; Ascomycota; Sordariomycetes; Glomerellales; Glomerellaceae
Exons: 7
Coding region: 1-3069 (1022 amino acids)
Biological process (GO): cytoskeleton organization
Cellular component (GO): cytosol
Source: RefSeq, a predicted model, not a curated record
AUGAACUCUUUGUGGCCCUCGAGGCCUGUCAACGAGGGUGCCCCCGCCGAAAAGGAGCCCCCGCCGACCGGCGAUGUCGCCGAUGCCGUCGUUGCAGACGUCGGCCCCGAUGCCAGCAACCCGCCCCCUCCACCUGCGGCACGACCAUCUCUUCAGAGGAACUCCUCUGCACCCUCCCCCGUCCCUGCGCCGGCACCAGACCCCCCAGCUCCGAUGCCUCCCGCGCCCUCCGAACAACCGCAACCAACUGACUCGCUGUCACUAUUGCAGCUGAGGCGAAUCGUCGCCGAGUUCAGCCGAGGCGAACCUGUCGCCUACGAUUUUGUCUACAACGAUAUGGGUUCGCACGACGAGGAAAUAGACGAGUGGUUCGUGUACCAGUUCUGGCAGUGGGUGCGGCUGAACGCUGCCCAGAGGGCCUUCGAGUGGCAGUGGCAGCACGAGUAUGAUGUCCAGACAACUUGGGAGGAAACGGAACACCAGACCAGAGUCAAGUUCACACAGGACGCCCUGUAUGGUCUCCAAGUCAAGGACCCCGCACAACGUUCUGCGUCCAUUGGAAAGGUCCUGUACUUGGUGCUGGGUCGAUGGGGCGAUACCUCCACUCCGGCUACAGUGGGCGACAGGCGGUCAGCCGCGAGCGCGACCCAGCUGGAAGCAAUACGAUCAAGCAUCACCUUUCUUACAUCCCUGAACGGCAUUGCCACCGUAUGGAAGGCCUUGCAAGACUGCUUCGAUGUGUUUUGGUCGGACGACCCUCGACUGGUGCAGCCCGGUGGUGCCCAAGAGGCCCAGGAUGAGCUCAUCAACCUAAUGACAAUCAUGUAUGUCAUCAUCCAGGAGGCAUUGAGUUUCCCAAAGGAGCUAGAAACUACAAGAUCUGAACUUCUUUCCUUGAAGCCCGGUCUGGUCGACUUCAUGUCUCUAGCAGCCUCCAAGCUGCGUUGGGACGAUGGCAACUUGAUGCCAUCUAGCCAGAUCUUUCUGCUGUUCUGGAAGACCAUUCUCCUGGUCUUUGGUGGUACGCAGGAAAUAGACGAAGUCAAGAAGGCCACAAGCGAAUCCCCCAACGCGAAAUCCAAGGACGUCAUCACCGCGUCGCCCUUGGACUACCAUGUGUUUCGACAAGAACUCACCUCUAAGUACCCGGCCUACGUGCCGCCGAGGACCCUCAUCCCUCUCGAGCCGGAGAAUACAACCCUCCUGCCACCUCUGCCUAACCAUCCCACCAGGACUAGUGCGGCGAUGGGAUUCGUACCGGGACCACCCAACCCGCAAAGUAGCGGCGCCUCUAUCCUGCACCAGCCGGUUCACAUCGCGACACCUGCCCCUUCGCCACCUCCGUCUCCUGGUGUUGGAGGCAAGGGCGGUAAGAAACAAAACUAUCAGACGAAUCAGAACUUCCCAUUCAUGUACCCACCUCUGGAUGCUACAAGCAACAGCGCCGGAGGUAAAGGCGGGGCUGGGUUACAAGAACUACUUGUCGGUCGCAGAUGGGAGGGCAGUGACAUUCCCGCGUCCAUUCUGGAGGCAGGCGAACUGUUCUCCAGGCGAGUUCGCACGACACGCGCGACACGCCAGCUCUGGAGAGAACGCGAGAGCUUCCUGAAAUUCGAGAGAGGGUGGGAAGCAGAUGAUAGUGACGACGACGUUGAUGAUCUCGACCUUGAAGGGCUAAGCCUGGAAGAGAAGCAAGAAAUUGCUGCGCUCAAGGCCGAGACGAGAGCCGAGGAACGUAGGGAAGCACAGCUUUCGAUGCGAGAACCAGAAAUCGACCGCGGUCCUGCCGCAGAAAGAGUGAACGAGGAGGUCAAGCGCCGGCUACUUGCCGUCGAGAGCUUCUACAAGGAGUCUCUUCCUCACCUGCAGUCACUCGUGAUCGUCCUCCUGAGGCCGAUCCUCCUGAACGUCACUGCUGUCUUGUCGCAGCCUGCCGCAGCACAACAGCACCCGAGUAUGGCUGGCAGAGGGGCCAACGGCAUGAACGGCGGCCCCGGGCCCAAUAGGCAACAGCAGUCCCAGGACCCUUCGGCACAGUCGGGUCCUCCUGAACCCCCCGAGAUGACCCCCGAGGAAGUGGAUGCCGCGAGGUCCCGAGAGAUCACUACCAAAGCCAUAACGGCCAUCUUGCUCCUUCUGCUGAAGUGGCUUAGAAUCUCGCACGUUCUCAAAUUUGAGUACAUGACGCAGCUUCUGCUCGACUCCAAUUACCUCCCGCUAGUCCUCAAACUAUUUGCGCAUCAGGAUGUCCAACAAGUGGUGGACAGCAAGACGGACAGGCUCGAGAACAGUUUCUUCCACUUCUGCAACCUACGAUCGAAGUUUAAGGACAAGCCGCCGGUCCAGGCAGAGCCCGAGGAAGAGAGCGAAGACGAAGCAGCGCCUCCGCCCAUUAAGAGGAGGCGGUCACCACCUCGGGCAACCACGGCGGCAACGCGCGACAGCGACAAUAGUGCUAAGCUCGAUGGGCAAGCUGCGGUGCGGCCCGAAGUCGACGAGCUCGGAUACCCCGUCAAUGACCUGCCGGCUGAGCCGAUCACCGACUUCUCGAGAAGAAACUUCUUCUCACUCAUCAACUACCUCCGGAUCAUGCAGAAGAUUUGCAAACACAAGGCCCACCGAAACCUCCUCCUGGUGCAGUACAAGUCGGCCAACAUCCUCCGCAAGUCACUCAAGAUUCCCCAGCCAGAACUCCGACUUUACACCUUAAAGCUGUUCAAGAACCAGGUGCCAUACUGUGGCCGCAAGUGGCGGCAGAGCAACAUGCGCGUCAUCACGGCGGUGUACCUCCACUGCCGGCCCGAGCUGCGCGAUGAGUGGUUGGCGGGGAGCGACGUCGAUGCCGAGGUCGACUCGGCGCUGCCGCUGGAGCAGGCACUGCGCAGCCUGACGCAUUGGUACAACAUGCACAGGUAUCCCGAAAAGAUCGCCGUCGAGCUGCGAGCCGCCCUGCGGGAGGAGCAGGACUUCUUCACGAGGGAGCUGGAGAAGCUGGACAUGAACUGGGCGGACGUGGGAGCCGAAGACGGCGCAAACAGUGAGUGGGCCGAGGCGGCUGGCUGGCCGUGA